Molecule: messenger RNA, 3556 nt
Organism: Monopterus albus (swamp eel)
Lineage: Eukaryota; Metazoa; Chordata; Actinopteri; Synbranchiformes; Synbranchidae
Gene: gfi1ab
Product: growth factor independent 1A transcription repressor b
Exons: 6
Coding region: 1613-2911 (432 amino acids)
Biological process (GO): regulation of transcription by RNA polymerase II
Cellular component (GO): nucleus
Molecular function (GO): DNA-binding transcription factor activity, RNA polymerase II-specific; RNA polymerase II cis-regulatory region sequence-specific DNA binding
Source: RefSeq, a predicted model, not a curated record
GCCUUUUGUGCCACAAUUGAUGGCUGUUACGCGGGCGUUACGAAACUGCAGCCGUCGGCCUAUCUGCGCACUCCGGGCAGCAGCACGGCCUUCAUAUCUUCACCAACACGAUGUCCGGAUGCCGCGGCCGAGAUGUUUGUAAUCGAGCCGGGCCAUGUGGCGCUUUGAUUUCCGGUCCUUUAUUUACUGAUGGCUGGUUUGUCUGGGGCCGAAUGGGCUGUGUUAACUAAAGGUGCCUGAUCAGACUGAAAGUCUCCCUGAACCAAUCUCGGUUUUCAGUUUUGCGUCGUAGUGGAGAAAAUCUUCACAGUUGUGGAAGAUUUGACACGAGCUGAUUCACUGAUAAGGAAAUGUAGGUGUAGAAAAUGUUAAAAUUCACCCAGGGUGCAAGUAACAUUCGACUUUAGUCAAUCGAGAUCUGAUUUCGUGUGGUGAAUCGUGUGGUGAAACUCUUAAAUCUCAAAACGUUUUACGCACCAACGCUCCCCGAUAUUUACAUGCAGUUUCAAUUUAAUAUAUUUGAUUGGUUUCCUAUUGAGUGCUGAUAGUUGUACAUCCGAUCCAUCACUAUUAUAUUGUAGUUUCCUGAUUCAUUUCUUUGGCAGUGGGUAAAAUGGACCAGGACGCACGGCUCUAUGUUCUGUCUUAUAGUUCGGUGCGUAACGACGCUUAGCCUCUGUGAUCUGUGUCCUGAGCGAACAGUAAACGAACUGUGUCUGUCAUGGGCUUCUUCCUUUUCAGCAUAAUGCCCAGGGUCAUGCGAAACUGUCACCGCAGGCGAGUGGACGGCGGCCCUGCCCCAUAAUGAUAGUCAGCUGCCCACCAGCCCGGAUCACAGCAGCACCAGAGCCCUGGAACCCCCAUUAAGGGUCAGUCAGUUCAUGCGCCUUUUAAUGAAGACUCAAACCGAAUCAGUCUAUUCUACCUGGCCAUUAUUUUAGCCACUUGUGUUUUGGGUAAAAUCCGACCACACACACUGCUGACAAACAUACAGGUGACAUUUUAAUCUUGGUGAAAAUGUAUUUAUAAGUGACUAUGAUUUAUAUUACGUAUACUAAGGCACCGUCGGCUCAGAUAUUCCCCCACCCCUUUAUUUUACCACGACGUGAUACAUGCAGGCUCUCAGCAGUAGACACCCUGGGGUGCGCCUCCGCGUUUCCUCUCCCCAUGACUCCCUCCAAAGGUCUGAGUUGGGCGCUGAUAAAACCUGUACUACUGCUCCCGAUUGCCAAGGGCUCUUUUGGAGACACGAGCCGCAGCCUGACCCCAGCACCUCCAGGCGGUGCGAUGAACAAAGGUCUGCACUGAAAAGUCCCUUAGUUUCUGACUGACGGUCUGAUCUUGACUCCACGGCUGUUUCUUGGAAAAAAAGAAAGUAUGGCAAAGGUGCGACAGUGCGUCAUAAUAUUAAGACUUGAGAUGAGUGAAUGUGUAUUGAGGAGACGUGGCAAGAAGUCGCCCCCGCUGUGCAGUCUUGUUCUACAUGAAACCGCACGACGUGCUGACUGAAGCGCUGCAGGCGGAUAUUUUUUGCAGCGCAGUGAACAGAAAACAGUGACAGCAGGGACACCUGUCCGCGCAACACCUGGCAGACGAGACGGACUGUCUGCGCAUGCUCCAUCAGGUUGACCUCUCUUAUAAAGCACUUGGACUCGCACGUCCCCAGCAGUUACCGAUCCAAUCUUUGCAGGGUUUGGACAGCGAGCAGCAGCAGCGCCCACGGAGCUGGAGAACUGUCACUGAUCUGUCCGCUCUCACAUCCGAGAUGCCCCGCUCCUUCUUGGUGAAGAGUAAGAAAGCGCACACUUACCACCAGCCCCGGACUUCAGAGGAUGACUACAGCAGGCUGGACACUAUACUGGCGCAUAUGUGCUCAGAAGCAGAGAAGCUUCCAGAUGACACCGACAGCUACGGGCUCUCUCCGGACUCUCACCUGGCCGAUGCUGCCGAGUUCUCCCCGCAGUCUCCGCUGAGCUGCGCCGACAGCGUGUGCGGUCGCUCCCCGGACUACGACGACUUCUGGCGGCCUCCGUCUCCCUCUGCAUCACCGGCUGAUUCAGAGAAAUCUCUGUCUCCUCUGCUGAAUGAGACCCAGCCCUUCACUGUUCCCUUCCAGCCGUAUGCUUUGAGCGGCUACCCGGGGCCCAGGCUGAGGCCUCUGAUGCAGCAGGGCCUCCAUCCUAGCAUGGAGAGGGACAGGGGCCCAGCUGUGAUGGCCUUUUAUGGAGACAGGAGUUCCCACUCUGCACUGUUUGCAGACCGGCCUCUGGGAGAGGAGGCUUAUAGUGACUACAGGAGGCACAAUGCCGCUCUGCUGUUUCCUGAAGGAGGACUCCAUGGAAAAACACACAGUGUGAAGGCCCAUUCUGACCUGCUGUGCUCCAGCCUCAUCCUCAGCGGUGCUUACAAAUGUGUCAAGUGCAGUAAGGUGUUUUCUACUCCGCACGGUUUGGAAGUUCACGUCCGCAGAUCGCACAGUGGCACCAGGCCAUUUGCGUGCGAAAUCUGCGCCAAAACCUUCGGGCACGCAGUCAGUCUGGAGCAACACAAAGCCGUGCACUCUCAGGAAAGAAGUUUCGACUGCAAAAUAUGCGGUAAACGUUUUAAAAGGUCGUCCACCCUGUCGACGCAUCUGCUCAUCCACUCCGACACUCGGCCGUACCCGUGCCAGUACUGCGGGAAGAGGUUCCACCAGAAGUCCGACAUGAAGAAACACACGUUCAUCCACACAGGUGAGAAGCCACACAAAUGUCAGGUGUGUGGCAAAGCGUUCAGCCAAAGCUCCAACCUCAUCACACACAGCAGGAAACACACCGGAUACAAACCUUUCGGCUGCCACGUCUGCGGCAAAGGUUUCCAAAGAAAGGUGGAUCUGAGGAGACACAAAGAGACGCAGCAUGGACUGAAGUGAAGCCAAAUCUGUCGCCAAGCUCUUAUUAAAACGAGCCAGGAAAUCUGUGGAGACAACAGACAUUUUCUCCGAAUAAUUUAACGACAUUUGUUGGAUUGACAUUCAUUUCGAUCCACUUGUAGAUUUGUAAAAACCUAAUGUAAAGGUGCAUUGAAAAUAUUUAAUAUCAGCUAAGAACAGCUUUUUUAAAAACAAUUGUUUUAUUAAAGAAAACGGUGAAAUUUCACGGAUGAGACGCGAUUUUAGAGAGAGAACACUAAACACACCUUCGUUCUGCGAAGGCCCAGAAAACCAGAGAUAAGCUGUGAACUGUAAGGACGUCCGAUAGGAAGCAGCUUCAGGGUGAUUCAACCCAAAAUAUUUGUCAUCACACUCCAACAACCGGACUGACAAUUAAUCCACCAAGAACAGAUGGAAAUCUGCGCUUCUCCAAAGAGCAGGGCCGUUUUGUUUUGAGCUGGGAGGAAUGCUGGCAAAACACCUCCUGGACUGUGUGAUUUUAAAAACAGGAGCCUUACUCGCCAAGCUGUUAUCCUUAAGGCUUUCCAUUUUGCACAUUUUAAUGUCAGAAUACAACAUAAUUAUUUUUGAUGGUGUGACUUUUUGCUUGUUCUAUUAUAAUAACAAAUGGAAUAAAAUCUUUUC